AGACAUGAAAAUAGUGUACAGGUAAUUUUUUCAAAAUCAAUGUCACUAUUCAAACAAGCUGACCACGCGAUUGAAGGAAAGCGAAUUGAGGCUAUUUAGAACGCCCAGAACGACCAGUUUGCCUGUUGCGCACGCUACGUAGUGUCUGAAUUUAUGGGAACAUGUCCAAGAAAAAAGGCAGGAAGCGUAGUAGCGGGGAGCUGAGUGAAACUUUGACCCCCGACCCCAACAACCUCCUGGGCAUGAGGAUCCAGCACAGCUGGAGAGAGAAGGGGGCGCUGACCAAGUGGAAGGGCACCGUGCUGGACCGGCUGAGCGUCAACACGUCGCUCUACAUGGUGAAGUACGACGGCUUCGACUGCGUCUACGGCAUCGAGCUCUUCAACGACGAGAGGGUGUCCAACCUCCAGGUCCUGACGGAGAAAGUGGUGAACAAUAAGAUCAAGGUACCCCAUGAUGUGGAGGAGCUGGUGGGGAAGGCGGUGGAGCACCUGUUUGAGAAGGAGGACGGGGAGAAGAACGAGUGGAGGGGCAUGGUGCUGUCGCGCGCCCCCAUCAUGACCAACUGGUACUACAUCACCUACGAGAAGGACCCCGUGCUCUACAUGUACCAGCUGUGGGACGACUACAAGGACGGGGACCUGCGCAUCCUACCUGAAGCAGAGAACAAGCACUUGCUACCAGCUGACAGGAAGCCGGGCGAGGAGACGGAGAGCCUCGUGGGUAAGCAGGUGGAGUACGUCACCGACAAAGGGGUGAAGCGGACGGGGCUGGUCAUCUACCAGGUCCCCGCCAAGCCGUCCGUCUACUACAUCAAAUACGACGACGACUUUCACAUCCACGUCUACGACCUGGUGAAGACGUCCUAAAAGGACCCGCCCACACACACACACCCCCGCCCCCCCCAUCGCUCACCCACCAUCGCCAGUCAUUCUUCUGUGUGUCCCCCUCCCCCAUUCCCAGUGCUUCAUGGGAAAUGUUGUCCAGCCCGUGUAGUCCUCUGCUCGAACAGCGGCCCCCUUUGGGUGUAGUACUUCGGGUGGCCACCAGAGGGAGCUGAGCCGCCGCUGGGUUGAAGUGGGUCAGCUUCUUUGGAAGGAAGGUAGAAGUUUUCCGAUUUAUUUAAAGUGGAAAGAGGGUUAUUUCAGGGGGCGAAAGGCAAGCAAGCUUAGCUAGGAUUUCUGAAGAAUAACGUCUGAGUCAAAAUAUUCAACGAUCUCCGGUGACCUACUUAGACCAGUUGAAUAUAUGUGAUUAUCUAUAUUUAUUCAUGUCUGAUGUUUCUAAAAUAUUGGAGUGGAGACUGUUCCUAAGUAGAUAUGGCGAUCUUUAAAACAAAAUGCCGUAAACUCGGAAUUAGGUUUUCAUUGAAUACAGGCCCCAUCAUACAUUGUCUGUAUGAUUGUGAAAGCAAGGUUCAGCUUUAUAUGAAAGGUCAGUAGUGCUUUGUAAAUAAUGUUGGGAAAUGGUAUUGUCGAUUGAAACCUGAUUUAACCACCUUUAAAUGUUUUUUCUUGCAGUAACUAGAUGAUACAGCGACGGUAACGCUGUGAAUCAAUCCCAUAAUUCUUCUCUUACUGGAAACUUCUAGUGCUUCUGUUCAGUUGCUGGAAUCCAGGUUAAAGUAGACUGCAAUUUUGUAAGCACAUGUUCAUUGUUUCUGAAGUUGUACAAGUAAUUUAAUGAUGAAAAAAUUUAAAUUAAUUCUAUCUAUCUUAAAUUCCACGUUCGUGUUUCUGUCGGGGGCAGUUAGUUUCCGUUAAACUGAAUUCCAGCCGUUGUCUGUCAAGGCUCCGUCGGUUAAUGUGAGAAUCGCGUGAACGAUGAGAACGAUAAGGACUUUUAAAACAUCCGCCACUACACUUUUCUUGCGAAGAUAGGUAAAAUGUGUCCACAAAAAAAAAACUUGUAGCCCCACCUCAUAACUCCGAUAAGGACUCGCAUUAAUUUCCCAUUUGUGACCUUUAACGUUUGCUCUAUUAGCAAAUAGCUGUUCCACACCAAUAUAUCGUUCAGUUACAAUUGAAUGCAUUUCUUCCACAGCUGUUCCAACCAAUAUAUCCUUAGAACAAAGUUCAGGCUCAUCUGUUUUGGUUACGGGUGAAGUCGUGACUGGAAAAAGUCGCAAAUCAAAAAACAAUCAUGUCCCGGAUCAAUAUAAAAUGUAUCGCUGGGCCCAUGUAUUUGUGCAUGCUUACAUUCACAUCUAAAGUCGGUUUGGUUACAGUGAUUGUACACCGUGUAUGCCAGAAGCCCCAAGCUAAUUUAACGUCUCGCACAAAAGUGGAAACCGGAUUUGACAAAAUGGAAAUCGGAGGAGGAAUUGGCGUAAAGCGGCGCUAACUGGGAGCACGUUAUGUCGCUAGCUCUGUUUACCUUGCUGUUAAUGCGGGACGAUUGUUCGGCGGUAAAGAUUGAGAGGGGUGAAAGAUGAAUCCUGGCUUGAGAACUGCAACAUGGCGGCGGUAAAGGAAAGUAAAAGAUGGAACAUUUUUUUGUAAAAGAUAGCCUAAAAAAAAUAGUUUACACUAUUUAUAGUUUACACUGAGCAGAGUCCUAAUUAAGAGUAGCUAGAUGGGACCACUACGGUAGUCUCCAGCAGGCUGGACACGUCUGUCCCGAAUGUGAAUACGAUUUAAUGGCAACUGCUCAGGAUCAGUUUUAAAAAGUAUUAAAAGAAAAUAUGAAACCGCUAUGAAUUUGAAUCCGGUGAUGCCAAGAAGACGCAAGCAAAAAUGUAGCUAUGGCAACACUGUUGGGUGGUCUAAUUUACACACACACACACACACACACACACACACACACACACACACACACACACAAGCACUUUGCCAGAAUUGAGAUAAAUAACCUAAUAUACUCGCCCGACAUUAAAUUCUGAUAUCCUGCUCUUGAAAUAUAGCCAGGCAGAAACACACACACACACACACAGACACACAAUUAAAAUGGGUCAGUAGUACCGAGUUGUACAUAGGCUAAGUCUUUGUCACAAUUGAAAGGAGAGUAUAGCUAGUAGCCUAUAUUGUGAGCGAUCAUACUAUGGAAUCAGUCUUUUGUGCAAAUGUACAUUUAAUUUAAGUGUUGUCCAGAUGGUUAAAUUGACAGAAUGUAAAAGAGGAAGAAGAUAACGAGCAAGUGUUGAGCUUUGAAACAUUGGGCUCGCGGACAUUGUUUGUGAUAAGCCAGAGUGAUUGCUAAGCAACGUAAACAGCAAAGUGCAGUUGAACGGCCUUUAUACACAGUUGGGUUCCUGUGUAAGACUGUCGCUUCACAGUUUGCCAAUGUUUCUUAAUUUUAAACUUUAAUCCUUAUCGUUAGCACUGUAUGUGUACUUGUUAUUAUGGGAUAAAAAAAAAGUGGAAUAUUGCGUAUGUAGCUGUUUUUAAAUGACCUAUGAAUAAUCUCCAUUAAGAGGACAUCCCUUUUUUUGCAUGUUUAAAAAGUGCAUUCUCGCAAGAUUUUCGGCCGUUGGAUAAUCCCAUCGGCCAUUAAACGAACUAUCGGUUUUUAUGGUCUGGACAUUUUGGGGGUUUUAGACUUUUUAUUGUGUAUUCUUGUAAAUAUUACGUAGGAAGCUGUGUAAAAGUGACUUUCACCUCACUCCAGACUCGUUUUACAUGCGCCAAUGGUGCUCGCUGCCCAUGUCAUGACCCCGCCCACUCCCAUUUUACACCAAUGGCGCUGCCAUAUGUGAACCCCGCCCCCUUCCAUUAUUUGAUGUUUUCAUUUGUUUUACCCCUAACGGUUCAGUGAUUAUGCGUGCGUGGGUAUUUCUUAAGAAGCCAGCUUCGGAUAAUAGCUAGCCUAUUAGUAUUAAUCUACAUUGGUUCAAUGGUAAAUCAUAUUUUCAGAUGGAAUUACACACAACACGCCCGCCCUCACCACACACACACACACACACACAGACACACACACACACACACCGAAACAAAAUAUUUCACCGAUAUUUAUUGAAGUAAGUGAAAGAUCUUUCAUCUUUGAUGUGUAGACAACGUCUGGCCUGAUGGUCCAUGCAGACGAUACACUAAACUAAAACUGUUACUUUGCUUGAAGGAAAAUAAAAAUAAAUUCAAAAAGGCAAAUCCUGAAUAGUUUUGCGUUAUUCGCAGUUAAAUUGCUGGCAUCACAAGGAGUUUCUUGUAUAUACAUAUCUGCGCUAAUGCUUGUUAGUGUUGCACGUCUCACUGGUAUUAUUUCUAUACCAUACCAUCGAUAUCGACACCAUAGCACACCUGGUACCAUAGAUAUCCAGAAAUAAAAUUUCUCUUCGUUUUUAUUUUAUUUUGAUUUGAUUUGAUUCAUUGCAGAUGCACUUUAGGUCUCAUUUCAUAUCCCCGCCUGUUUGAAAAGGCACUUCAGAAGCAGAGACUAAUGUUCCAAGAACUUAAAAUUGAGUAAGAGUGUUUUGACUGAUAAAAGAUCAUGAGCAAGGCAAGGAUUCACUCUUGAAUACCCCCCCCCCCCCAAAAAAAAAAGAAAAAAGAAAAAAAAGAAAUAAUAAUAAAUGUCAAAAUAAUAAUAAUAAUAAUAAUAAUAAAUCACAGGCACAGAUAUAGAUGUAAUAAAAAGACUUUAAGCACAUAUUUGAGAUUUGAGUAACCUUCCCAAAUUGUAUGUUUAAAUAUGGAAUAUGGGUUGUGAUUAAUGGAUCAUUAGUGCCCCCGUGAACCCCAGCCUCAGUAGAGAGAGCACAGAGCCUGCUUGUGCCGUCUCCUGACGAACUCCUCCAUCCGUAACGUCCGCCGGGGUGCGCGCGUCGCCCCACUCGUAGUUCGGUUCGUACCUUUCCUGGGAGUUAUCAGUGUUUGCAGUUGCGUUCGGUUGUAGGUGACAUUCACAUUCACACAGGCAGCAUCUCAACUCAAAGUCUACGUUUCAAAGGCUUCCUUUGUGCUGGUAGAAAUGUAUGCCGGACUGUGGUGCGGUGACGAUGGAAAAAAAUGCGGAGGUUUGCCCAUAUCAGCUUAUAAAAUGUAGUUCGUUUUGUUAAGACAGGAAGUAAUCGCAUCAUCCUGACAUCUAAGAACCCCCCGAUGAACCCAAGCUUUGGCUGUAAGAAAUUAAAUGGCUUGUUUUGUUUUCUGGUGUUUGUGAAGAAACAAUUUUUUUUCUUGCCAUUUUUUUCCAGUAAUGUGCUUUUGUGUUGGCUGCCAUGCCAUCUGGGAACUCGUUGAGACCUGCCUCAUGCAAUACCUGUUUUAUUGCUGCAUUUUACCAAAGCUUACUUUUCAUUAACAUUAAUUAGUUGUAGCAUUCACCAUCUUGUUUGUGUAAUGAUGCUGUCAUUAAUAAAGAGAUAUUUUUUGCA
Molecule: messenger RNA, 5308 nt
Organism: Conger conger (European conger)
Lineage: Eukaryota; Metazoa; Chordata; Actinopteri; Anguilliformes; Congridae
Product: spindlin-W
Exons: 5
Coding region: 162-869 (235 amino acids)
Biological process (GO): gamete generation
Source: RefSeq, a predicted model, not a curated record